CCGUCUCUCGGAAAGAGCCGAGUUCUUUGUCUUGAUUUUUCAGCGGCAGACGAUCUCUUCGAUACUCUCUCUCUCUCUCUCUCGCCUUCGAAAUCGACAUGAAUCUUUCUGGCUCUUCCCUUCUCCAAAAGUAUUCGAAAUUACCAUUCUUCCCUUGAUUUCUUCGGAGUCUCGGACUCUUCUUGUUGAAAAGAUAUUUCUCUAUAAAAGGGCGAGUUUCUCCUACCAUCAUAGCCAGAAUGGCUGCUGCUGCAUUUCACAACAUUGUUGGGACACUUCCAGCCCAUGGAAGUUGCAACGGUUCUGGUUCUCAGAAUUGGGUUGGGAAUUUUUCUUGGAGAGCCAUUUCAAAAGGAGUCUCUGUUGAGAUAGGGCCUUCGAGAAGGGUACGUCAUUGCGUUAGUGGGUGUAAAUUGGGCGUGAUUCGUGCUUCGACCUCACAAACUCCAGUGUUCAAUCCAGUUUCAUUACCAUCAAACAACAGCGGCAAUGAUUCUCGGAAGAAAUCCAAUGAAACUGCACUGAUUUUGAUGCGCCAUGGCGAGUCGUUGUGGAAUGAGAAGAAUCUCUUUACAGGUUGUGUGGAUGUACCAUUGACCAAGAAAGGUGUAGAAGAGGCAAUUGAGGCUGGCAACCGAAUAAGCAACAUACCUGUCGACAUGAUCUAUACAUCUGCAUUAAUCCGUGCACAGAUGACUGCAAUGCUUGCCAUGACCCAGCACCGCCGCAAGAAGGUGCCGGUCAUUAUGCAUAAUGAGAGCGAACAAGCGAAAGCAUGGAGUCAAAUUUUCAGUGAUGAGACCACGAGACAAACGAUCCCAGUUAUAGCAGCUUGGCAACUUAAUGAAAGAAUGUAUGGGGAAUUACAGGGUCUGAACAAGCAGGAAACAGCUGAUCGAUAUGGGAAGGAGCAAGUUCAUGAAUGGCGUCGUAGCUAUGAUAUCCCCCCACCAAAUGGAGAGAGCCUGGAAAUGUGUGCUGAAAGGGCCGUUGCUUAUUUCAAAGAGCAUAUUGAACCCCAACUACUUUCUGGGAAAAAUGUGAUGAUUGCAGCCCAUGGGAAUUCACUGAGGUCUAUUAUCAUGUAUCUUGACAAGUUAACUUCUCAAGAGGUUAUAAGCCUAGAGCUAUCAACCGGCAUUCCGAUGCUUUACAUAUUCAAAGAAGGGAAGUUCAUCAGGAGGGGGAGUCCAAUUGCACCCUCUGAAGCUGGUGUCUACGCCUAUACGAGGAGUUUGGCUCUCUACCGGCAAAAGUUGGAUGAAAUGUUACACUGAAACUUAUAAAAGCAUAGCCAUUUCAUCUAUGUUCAAGCUAGUGGAUGUCUGUUUUGGAGAAGUAUAUGCUUCAAUCGCUGUGUAGGUGAUGACUGGUGUCAUGUAGUAGGAAGUCAUGUAGCUGUGUGGAUAUAGUGGCAGAGUUCUUCAGUGAUAGAAUAAGAAGUUCUUUCAUUUUCUUUUCUUCCUAUGUGCUUAAAUGUAUUUGUUCCUCUGUUGAGCUCAAUCCUUUCCAAAAUCAUUCAAUCAUUCUUCCCAUUUUCA
Molecule: messenger RNA, 1541 nt
Organism: Magnolia sinica
Lineage: Eukaryota; Viridiplantae; Streptophyta; Magnoliopsida; Magnoliales; Magnoliaceae
Product: 2,3-bisphosphoglycerate-dependent phosphoglycerate mutase 1-like
Exons: 9
Coding region: 240-1277 (345 amino acids)
Biological process (GO): glycolytic process
Molecular function (GO): intramolecular phosphotransferase activity
Source: RefSeq, a predicted model, not a curated record